AUGGCCUCGCCCCGUGUGAAGCGCCCCUUUGCGGGCCAGGCCAGCGAUCCCUCGCAGCGUCAGAUCACGAGCUUCUUCGACCGAGACAACGGCAACGACGGCGAGCGGCCGGCCCCGGCUGACUGUCCGUCCUUGGAACGCCGCUCGUCGACGCCGCUGCUUCCUCCGAGCGUGCAGGCCAACCUGCUGGCCGUCGGCAUGCGUGUCCGCAAAUCGGUGCCGGAGGGCUACAAGACCGGCAAGGAGGAGACGGAGGGCAGUCCGGUCGUCGCGCCGAGAAGGACAGCCUUGCCGGCGGCCGCGCUCACGCCGACACUCACCACCGCCUACAGCAGCCCGGCUGCCCCGUCGCACCGCUCGUACUCGUAUCAUGCUCGACCGACACACGCACCGCGCGAGCUCGCGCCGUUUUGCGGCCUGCACCGGAUCGGCGGUCUCGGCGUGCAGCCAUGGAGCGACAGCAACGACGACGGCCGGCCCCUGUUUUCUGCGUCUCUGUUUGACGGCGGCCUCGACGAGGAGGACGGGGCUGCGCCGCCCAGCUUGACAAGCAGCCAGGAGACGGUGUCGUCAACAGCGUCGUCUUCCUACGCGCCGCCAUCCGCGCAGCCGUCCCGCGGCGCGUCUGCUUCCGCGCGGUUCGCCAUGACCAGCUUUGGAGCGGCGGCCGCGUCGACACGCAAGCGGUUCUACGGUCAAGAAGAGGAUGAGGAUGCCGAGGAUGCGUCUGCGGGUGCUGCCUACCAGAACGGCGGCAGCGCCUUUUUCCAGGUCCACGAAGACGCGCGUCUGCCGGUGUCCUCCUCCGCCGCCGCCGCCGCCUCCUCUGCCUCCAUCAACAGCUGGCUGACGGAUGGCCACGUCGGCAUGGAGCGAACGUCUUUCAACCAGGGACGCCGUGUGCUGGCUGUCCCGCGGCGGCGGCACGCCACGAACGGCGACCGGUCGCUGCUGAAGCAGUCGGAUAGCCAGCAGCGCGUGCGCUUCGUCGACCAGGAGAACGCCGAGAUUCUCGGCGACUUUGGCGAGGCCGAUUUCCUGGAUGCGAGCAUGCUGGCGGAGGGCAGUGGCGAGCACGACAUGGAGAUGGGCGGCAUGUAG
Sporothrix schenckii 1099-18 is the source of this 1101-nucleotide messenger RNA. RefSeq lists its product as uncharacterized. The transcript has a single exon. The record is from RefSeq and is a predicted model, not a curated record. Gene Ontology annotation, molecular function: ribonucleoside-diphosphate reductase inhibitor activity. Bases 1 to 1101 code for a protein of 366 amino acids. Lineage: Eukaryota; Fungi; Ascomycota; Sordariomycetes; Ophiostomatales; Ophiostomataceae. Gene Ontology annotation, cellular component: nucleus; cytoplasm.